AUGCUCUCGCGAGCUCUCCACCGCAUCUCUCACCUCCCUCCCCCGCUCCACACCCCCGUUCUCCCCACCUGCCUCCUCCUCCACCGCACCCUCCACACCACCCCCCACCCCAGCCAGCGCCCCCUCCCCCCGCGCCUCACAAUCCUCGAGUCCGACAUCCUCGAAUCCUUCCUCAAAGGCUCCGGCCCAGGCGGGCAAAAGAUCAACAAAACCGCCUCCGCCGUCCAACUGAAACACCUCCCCACCGGCAUCGUCGUGAAAUGCCAGCACACGCGCAGCCGGAGCCAGAACCGCAAGAUGGCGCGGCGGCUGCUGGCGGAGCGGGUCGAGGAGCUGGAGCUCGGGGAGGAGAGCAGGGGCGCAAUUAAGAGGAGGGAGGCGGGGAGGAAGAAGAGGGCCGCGGGGAAGAAGAAACGGAGGAAGUAUCGUAAGUUGGAGGAGGAGAGGAGGGAGGUGGAGGGAGCGGAAGUGGAGGGAGCGGUACUGGGUGGAGGGGUGAUUGCGGCGGCGGAGCAUGGGGCGAUGACGGGAGAGGAAGAGGGGGGCGGUAGGCUUCCAGGGAGGAAGAGGCGGGGGGAGGAAGCAGCGGGUAGAGGGGAUGUCGAUAGGGCUAGGCAUGGGCUGAGGCUGGUGAACGACCAAGACGAAGACGAGGAUGAGGAGGAGGGUGAGGAGGACGAUGAAGACGACGAGGAAGAUGAAGAUGAAGAGGACGAGGACGAGGACGACGAUGAUGAGGAUGACGACGACCACGAAGGCUUUGACCUCGCUUCACCGGGCCAUCUAUUCGAGAUCGCGAGCCCAGCACCAAGCGUGCGGAAGUUCGUCGACAACCCGCAGGAUCCGCAGUACAUGGCGCUGAUCACGCCAUCAACCGGCCGACAAGAAAUCCUAGUCAAGGAAACAGUUUACGGGCGAAAUAGAAAAGGGACCACCGGCUGGGUGAAACCAGACCAUGAGCUCUCGCUAAAACUGUUUCCAUUCGACACAGACGCGCCCCCGUUGAACAUUGACUACACGCCUGACGAUUGA
This is a messenger RNA of Coniosporium apollinis CBS 100218, 1032 nucleotides long. RefSeq lists its product as uncharacterized. The record is from RefSeq and is a predicted model, not a curated record. The coding region runs from base 1 to 1032 and encodes 343 amino acids. Gene Ontology annotation, biological process: translational termination. Lineage: Eukaryota; Fungi; Ascomycota; Dothideomycetes. Gene Ontology annotation, cellular component: mitochondrion. Gene Ontology annotation, molecular function: translation release factor activity. The transcript has a single exon.